AACUAACUUAAAAGUUAAUAAUUAUUUGCCUAUAUAUUACCUUGAUCUGAUUAAUAUUUUUAAUUUAAUAUUAUAACCUUUUUUUCUCUUUAUGUUAACAUGUACAACUCGUUAAGUAAAGACCAAAGAGAAUGUAGAUGCUCAACAUGCUCUACUACUGAGCUAGGAUACUUAGUAGUGCAUAGGCAUACUGCUCGUGCUCACAAGCAAAUUGAUGAGCAAUCCAUUGUUGUAGAAGAAGAAGAAAUAUUUUAUGAUGCUAAUAAUGAGCAGGUUGAUCUUACUGCUGAUAGCAUUAACAGCCAUAAUAAUAUCGAUGAUUUUGAUUACAUGGCUGAUGAACAGAUUUUAGAAGAUAAUGAUAAUACUACUCAACAUGAACAAUUUUUGAACAUCAGUUCAAAUGAAGUUUUGCCCUACUUUGUAAUGAUAUUUCUUGUAUUCUUCAAAUUGGAAUCUAUCUGUUUCUUCCUCUGAACUUUUCUUAAAGUUUAUGAAUGCCGUUUUUGCUUUGCUUGGGUACAAUUAUACAUUUCCUACAAAGCUAUCUACAAUUAAAGCCAAAAUAAAUGCUAACUUCGCAAUUAAAGGUAUAGUAUUAAUAUCUAUUUUUAGUUUCUCCUAAUAUUGACUGUUACAUAUUUUUUAUUAUCAAUUUUAUAC
This is a messenger RNA of Cokeromyces recurvatus, 663 nucleotides long. RefSeq lists its product as uncharacterized. The record is from RefSeq and is a predicted model, not a curated record. NCBI's taxonomy places the organism in Eukaryota, Fungi, Mucoromycota, Mucoromycetes, Mucorales, Mucoraceae. The transcript has 3 exons. The coding region runs from base 100 to 477 and encodes 125 amino acids.